Vanessa tameamea is the source of this 1097-nucleotide messenger RNA. It is a transcript of the gene Sec13, whose product is annotated as protein SEC13 homolog. Gene Ontology annotation, cellular component: nuclear pore outer ring; COPII vesicle coat. The record is from RefSeq and is a predicted model, not a curated record. The transcript is spliced from 2 exons. The coding region runs from base 71 to 1012 and encodes 313 amino acids. Gene Ontology annotation, biological process: protein import into nucleus; COPII-coated vesicle budding; positive regulation of TOR signaling. Gene Ontology annotation, molecular function: protein binding; structural molecule activity. NCBI's taxonomy places the organism in Eukaryota, Metazoa, Arthropoda, Insecta, Lepidoptera, Nymphalidae.
UUGACAUGACAGAUAUUAACCAAAUAGUAACCGAAGGAACGAGUGUUUUUGUAAAAGUUAUUUUGUAAAAAUGAUUAGUGUUUUAAAUACUAUAGAUACUGGUCAUGAAGACAUGAUCCAUGACGCAGAAUUAGAUUAUUAUGGAUUGAGGUUAGCGACUUGCUCAUCGGAUAACUCAGUAAAAAUUUACGACAUCAAGAGCGGUACACAAACUCUUGCCGCUGAUUUAAAAGGGCACUUUGGUCCCGUAUGGCAAGUUGCAUGGGCUCAUCCUAAGUUUGGCAAUUUAUUAGCCUCCUGUUCGUACGAUAGAAAAGUAAUUAUAUGGAAAGAAUCUGGAGAGUGGACCAAACUCUAUGAAUAUGCUGGACAUGAAAGUUCUGUAAACUCUGUGGCGUGGGCGCCAGCAGAAUAUGGUUUGAUUUUGGCUUGCUGCAGCUCAGAUGGUUCUAUUUCUACAAUAACUUACAAUCAAGAUGGUGGUAACUGGGAUGUUAAGAAGAUACCUGGUGCACAUGCAAUCGGAGUUAAUUCAAUUAGUUGGUGUCCAUCAUUAUCAGCAGAUCUAAACUUUGAUCCUCUAACAAACAAAGAAGCUCCUAAGAGAUUAGUAUCUGGUGGUUGUGAUAAUUUAAUCAAAAUUUGGAAAGAACAGGGCGAUCAAUGGGUGGAAGAGAACCGCCUAGAAAUGCAUAUGGACUGGGUACGAGAUGUGGCUUGGGCACCUUCACUUGGUCUGCAGCGUUCCAUGAUAGCUAGUUGUUCUCAAGAUAAGAGAGUCGUCAUUUGGUCGAGUGACGACAAUGUAUCCUGGACACCAAUAAUUCUCAACACAUUUGAUGAUGUUGUGUGGAGUGUAAGCUGGUCUCUCACUGGUAACAUCUUAGCCGUAUCGGGUGGGGACAACAAAGUUAGUCUAUGGAGAGAGAAUGCAGAUGGUCAGUGGCUAUGCAUUAGUGAAGUUGCAAAAGGGCUGGGACAAUCGCCCAAUGAAGAAAGAAGCACCCUUUAAGUUUUAAGUAUUUUUUCCAAAAUAAUGUAUGAUUACUUGUUUAUCCUUGAUUUAAUUGUAAUAUAAUAAAUUUAAUUAACUUAAA